AUGCCACUGCCCCUGACCGAUACCCGGUGUUUCUCCACCCACCUGGCGGGCACCACUAUCUUCUCCAAGGUGGACCUGGUUCUCGGUUACCACCAGGUGCCAGUUAACCCUCAGGACAUGCCCAAGACAGCGGUCGUUCGGCCAUUUAGCCUCAAAGGGGCGGCGCCGACGUUUCAGCUCCUGAUGGACAAUGUACUGCGGGACCUGUCGUUUUUGUUCGUUUACCUGGACAACAUCCUGGUAGCCAGCGCGUCAGCUGAGGUGGAGGCGAUCAUCGAUUUCCCGGGCCCUAACACCGUGAAGCCCCUGCAGGAGUUCUUGGGGAUGGUGAAUUUCUAUAACCGGCAUCUCCCCCGCGGUGCUCACCUCAUGCGGUGGCUGUAUGAAGCUUUACGAGAUAAAGGACCUACGGACAGUGUGGACUGGUCCGCAGAGAUGACAGGGGCGUUCGAGGCUACCAAAGCUGCGCUUGCCAACACCACCUUGCUGGCGCAUCCGUCUCUCACAGCACCAGUGGCUCUCACAACAGACGCCUCGGAUUACGCGGUUGGGGCUGUGUGCGAACAGUGGGUGCGCGGAGCUUGGCAGCCGUCGGCCUUUUUCAGCAAGAAGCUCCACGACAACGAGAGGAAAUACAGCACUUUCGACAGGGAGCUUCUGGGUCUAUUCCUUGCUACGCAUCAUUUCCGUUUUUUGUUAGAGGGGCAACAGUUUACGGCGUUCGUUGACCACAAGCCGCUGACAUUUGCCAUGGUCAAGUCGACAGAGCCGUGGUCGGGUCUGCGACAACGUCAACUGCCUGCGAUCUCGGAGUACACCAACCGUUUUGGCACGCCGUCCGACCUCUCCUCAGACCGAGGUCCACAGUUCACCUCGGAGCUUUGGACUGCGUUUGCCGAAGGCCUGGGGGUGAAGGUCCACCGGACCACAGCAUUCAACCCACAAAGCAAUGGAUUGUGCGAGCGUUUUCAUCAGGACAUGAAAGCUGCUCUCAAAGCCAGUCUGACGGGCAGUGACAGGGUCGACCGCCUCCCAUGGGUUAUGCUGGGUCUACGAUCCGCACCUAAGGAAGAUCUGCCCUCCUGCCGUUGCUCCUAA
Molecule: messenger RNA, 1098 nt
Organism: Knipowitschia caucasica
Lineage: Eukaryota; Metazoa; Chordata; Actinopteri; Gobiiformes; Gobiidae
Source: the annotation of a GenBank genome assembly